AAAGCUGGUGCCUUCCUCCUUCCCUCCCCCCUCUCUUCCUCCCCCUCCCCCCUCUCUCUCACACACACAGACACACACACAGACACACACACACUUUCUCUCUCUCUUUUGAAGUAGCAUCCUGACCAGUUAGGAGUUAGAAAGCUCUUUUAUUUUCUUGACUCUGGGGCUACAUAAGCUCUUGAUUUAUGUCAGGAAGGAGAUGCCAGCCCAUGACAUGGACUGUGAUGUCUCUUCUCUAGUUGCCUGUGUAGUGGAUAUAGAGGUAUUUACCAACCAAGAUGUUAAGGAGAAAUUUGAGAGCUUGUUCCGUGCUUAUGAUGACUGUGUGACAUUUCAACUGUUUAAAAGUUUUCGACGCAUAAAAAUUGACUUCAAUAACCCCAAAUCAGCUGCUAAUGCUAGAACAGAACUUCACGAAACACAGUUCCAAGGGAAGGAACUAAAACUUUACUUUGCAAAG
Molecule: messenger RNA, 463 nt
Organism: Thamnophis sirtalis
Lineage: Eukaryota; Metazoa; Chordata; Lepidosauria; Squamata; Natricidae
Source: RefSeq, a predicted model, not a curated record